GAGGAGGAGUGUAGUAAUUUAUACAGCAGCAGAAGGGUUUGUGGGAGCUGCUCCAAGGACGAAGACGGUAGCGGCACUCUGUUCAUGGCAUUGAUUGAAUCACAUCGCUUAGUGAUCUCUGACGCAGCGAAGAUGUCAGCGGCAAGCCAAGCAGAGAGAGCGGUUUUGGAGGAAGAAUUUAAAUGGCUUCUGAGAGAGGAGGUACACGCUGUCCUGAAGCAGCUGCAGGAUAUUCUGAAGGAAGCUUCCCGGCGCUUUGCGAUGCCAACGGGUCUCGAAAGCCAGCUUAAACAGGAAAAUUUCAUACUGGGAAGCUCAACCAUGGACCAGGUGAAAGGAGUGCUAACGUUACAAGGUGAAGCGCUAACACAGGCUGAUAUUAAUCUGAAAAUGGCGAAAAGUAACCAAGUCUUACACUUCACAUUCAGAGAGGAUAAACAGUGGAAAAUGCAGCAGAUUCAGGAUGCAAGAAACCAUGUGAACCAGGCUCUUCAGCUGCUGAGCAGCCGGGAUGAGAGUUAUAACUUCCGAACAGGAGCUGAAGUUAAUAAGCUAAUGGAUGCGGUGAUGCUCCAGCUAACCAGAGCACGGAAUCGUCUCACUACUCCUGCAACGUUGACACUGCCAGAACUGGCCUCGAGCAGCCUGAUGAAAAUGUUCACACCACCCCUCCCAGGAGAUGUGAUGGUGAAUUUUUACAUUAACCUCAGCAAACUCUGUCUGAUCGUGUAUCAGCUCCAUGUCCUCCAGCCCAAUACCAACAAGAACUUCAAACCUUCAGGAAGCUCAGUGUUGCAUAACCCUGGCGCAAUGUUUGAACUUGGUAACAUGAGGUUUGAAGUAAGUCAUGUCCACAAAGUGGAGUGUGUGGUCCCCUGGCUGAAUGACACCCUUGUCUUCUUCACGAUCUCACUCCAGCUGUGUCAGCAGUUGAAAGAUAAGAUUUCUGUCUUCUCCAGUUAUUGGAACUACAAGCCUUAUUAACCUCUAGAACUUUGGAAAAAGUGUUUCUGAGUCAAAGGACAUGGAUCCAUGUACAUAAUUAUUUCUGCUAAUAUAUCUUUUGAGAAACAUUUUUCUCUAAGUCAAAACUAUACACAAUGGAAUAUGUUUUAAACAUUAAUCACAUCACCCUGCUGGUGCUGUUCUGAGGCUUGUGUUCUUAACGGACCAACAGGAUGACCAUACUAAUGUUGCACAUGUAUGCACAGGAGCAUAAUUGCGGAGACUCUGUACAUAUGGCUAUAUAUGCCAUGUAUGCUAUAGAUUUUUUAAGUAACAGCAGACUUGAUAUUUAUUUUAGGUAGUAUCUGCAAUGGAAAGUGUUUUUUCUGUUUCAGCCCAUGUUGUCAUGUUAAACUUCUGUAUGCAUGACGGGCAGUUACAAUUUUCCUGUCUACCACAGCAGCCUGAGUUGUGAUAGUUACACGAACUAUUCAGUAUUCGCAUUGAAAGGAAUGAUUAGAAACUCUCAGGCUAGCUGUUUGACUCUGAUACGCAAUGUUACUCCUACACUAAGACAAGUGGCCAUAUGGCACUUGUCAGAAGUUAUGUCAGAAGUUAGCCAUGACUGUGAAUAUAUUUUUCUGUUCUCAAUUUACAAACAUUCCAAGAACAAAAACAAAUGUUUAUUUUAAGCGUGAGCCAUUUUUCAACUGGGACCAUUCUUUUCAUGCAGAGAAAACUGAAUUUGUUUCACCUUGGUGAUGUCUUGAAAGCUAUUAAUUUGCUUGAUUUAUAUGAACAAAUAUAAUUCAGUGUUGAGAUUAUUUAUCUUAUUGUGUUCCCAUUUAUUUAUUGAGUUAAAGUAAUUUGACUUUCAUUUUUGUAUUUGUAAAGCAAAUGCACUUUUUUUUGUCUUUGUUAAUUAUGAAGUAAUGAUUCCCUCUAAACCCACGAUGCCCAUUCCUUCACACUAAUGCUACAGAUAGCGUUCCUGACAUGUUAGGUUUUUGAGAUUAAAGCGAUUGUGAAUGCAUUAUAAAAAGUAUAUAUGGACCAAACAAUCCACUGUGUGUGCAAUAAAUGUAUUUAUAAAUGUA
This is a messenger RNA of Lepisosteus oculatus (spotted gar), 2042 nucleotides long. RefSeq names its product rogdi atypical leucine zipper (gene rogdi). The record is from RefSeq and is a predicted model, not a curated record. Gene Ontology annotation, cellular component: RAVE complex. Lineage: Eukaryota; Metazoa; Chordata; Actinopteri; Semionotiformes; Lepisosteidae.